This is a messenger RNA of Tripterygium wilfordii, 1390 nucleotides long. RefSeq names its product ethylene-responsive transcription factor ERF113-like. The transcript has 2 exons. Gene Ontology annotation, molecular function: DNA binding; DNA-binding transcription factor activity. Gene Ontology annotation, biological process: regulation of DNA-templated transcription; ethylene-activated signaling pathway. The record is from RefSeq and is a predicted model, not a curated record. The coding region runs from base 390 to 1142 and encodes 250 amino acids. Lineage: Eukaryota; Viridiplantae; Streptophyta; Magnoliopsida; Celastrales; Celastraceae.
AAAAAGAAAGCAAUUAUAUAGAAAAUUUGACCAUCACUCAUGUUCACACAAGUUAUGGUGACAAAGCUUAAUUGAGACAGAUAUAUAUAAACUGAAUCCCUAUCUACAGCUUGAAGAAGAAGAAGAAAAAACCCUAACUAGCUCUCUUCAUCUUCUGCAAACGCUAUCCAGUACCUUAUUAUCUUGUCUUAUUUCAUCGUUCCUUUUGCUCCAUACAUGCAUGAUUUAGCAAGAUAGCAUAUAUAUACACACAGACACACACAUAUAUAUAAAAUAAGGUAUACAAAGUGGAUCGAAGGUAUGGGAAGAGGCCCCAUCCAUCCGAUGAAUCGCAGGAGAAGGAGGAAGAUCACAUCUUUCCGGUCUACUCGGCUCGAUCCCAGCAAGACAUGACAGCAAUGGUUUCAGCUUUAGCUCAAGUUAUUGGCAGCACCCAUCGGAACCCUGAUGAUGAUCAACUUCAUGCUCAUAAUACUCCAUUGGCCUUGUCCCAAUCUAGCAACACUGAAGGAGAUGACCAGUCUCAACCAGUUCUUCAUCAAGAUCAAGGGAACCAGAGAAGAAGACACUAUAGAGGGGUAAGGCAAAGACCAUGGGGAAAAUGGGCAGCAGAAAUUAGGGAUCCAAAGAAGGCAGCUCGAGUAUGGCUUGGUACUUUCGACAAUGCCGAGGCUGCAGCCAUUGCUUAUGAUGAAGCCGCUCUACGCUUCAAAGGCAGCAAAGCUAAACUCAACUUCCCAGAGCGAGUUCAAGGCAGCACCACCCAAUUAGGACUCCUUACAAUCGGUCCCGAGUCGCAUCAACAACACCAACUGCCUCAUUACAAUCCUGCCAUGGCUCCUCCUCCUCCACAACCACAAGAAAUCAUGAUGACUCAACAUCCAAAUCCUUAUUUCUAUGCACAAUUACCUCAGGCUGGGAGUUCUGAUUUCAACUUCUCUGCGCCAAGUUACUAUGGCAGCGAUCAUCAUACGUUUCUUUCGCCUACUCCAUCAAAUACUUCUUCAUCGUCAGCGCCACAACAGCAGCAGCAACAACCAGAAGUUGCAAGAUUUCCUGCGUGGUUUGGAAGUUCUUUCUCCACUACUCCUGGCUCUUCUGAUCAAAGUGGAAGAGGAUAUGAUUCUCGUAAAAGAGAAUAGCAACCAUGCAUAUCCGUGUUUAAUUGCUUGAUGAUCAAAGAGAGGAAACCUUAAAACUUUGGCAAUGUUUUCUACAAUGUUCUUCACAAGUUUUGUUUUGUUUUUUCUUUUUUAAAUUUACUGUUUUUUAAGUUUGUUUUAUCGUGUUUACACUUUCUUUUCCAAUCAGGAUUUGGUUUGAUAUUUAUUACUAUGCAUGGAUAUAUAUUUGUGGUUUAAUGGUUCAAGUUUACAUAUAUUCAACACUA